AUGAAGCUGUUCGGUUACGACGAUGCCAUGCAAUCUUUAGAAGCAAGAGAAGCACAAGAGUUUUACGAAAUAGUCAAACUCCGCAUGGAACAGAUCUCAAAAGCAUCACAACUGAAUCAAACUCAAAAAAUGAAUAGACUAAACCUUGCUGGGGUCACAAAACCUCAUCAUAACACUCAUUAUGGUGAGAUCGAAGAGAUAGAAGUUGAGGCCGAGACAAACUUUCAAAGGCUCAAACACUUUGACAUAUUCGAAACUCCACCUUCAGAUCAUCAUUUUAUUUACCCAACCAGGUUUGCUAAACUAUUUUCUUUUGCUCCCACUCCAAAGAAGUCACUAAAGAAAAAAAUGAGUCGAGAGUGGGAGAUAUUGGCAUCCCAACUUCCAAACUCAAUGUUUUACAUUAGGGUUUACAAGUCAAGGCGUGAUCUCUUGAGGGUUGUUGUGAUCAAUGAGAAAGCAGCCACUAAUUCUUAUCACCAUGGCUUGUUUUUCUUUGACUUGUUCUUCCCUGGAGAUUACCCUUCUAAGCCUCCUAUGGUUUUUUACCACUCUUAUGGAGAAUCACAUCCUAAACUUCAUCAAAGGGGAGGAGAGGUUUGUAGUAAUCUUUUCAAGAAUUGGAGGGAGUUGAUUCAAUCAAACGAGGAAUCUCCCAUUCUCAACGUGCUUGUUUCGAUCCAAAACUUUGUUUCGAGUUCGAUUUCUGAAUUUAAGUUGGAGAGAAGCAUGGUGAUGAGGUGCAAGAAGGAUGUUGUGGUGAGAACGAGUGAAGCCAUUCUUCACAUGUUGGAGUCUCCACUGAAGGGAUAUGAAGUUUUUGUGGUGGGGUAUUUUCUCUUAAGGGCUCAUUAUAUUCUUUUGAACUAUAAAAAGUUUACUGAUCCAGAUGAUGAGGAUUUGAAUAAGCUCUUUUUGAAGCUGAUUAAGGCGUUUGAGAAGAAUGGAACAUAUUGCAAACAUCAUUACUAGGAGUCUUAUAUGGAGACACAAUGGAAUUUAGGAUGAAUCUUAGUACAUACUAAUUACUACAUAG
Messenger RNA from Humulus lupulus (European hop), 1036 nucleotides. RefSeq names its product putative ubiquitin-conjugating enzyme E2 38. Gene Ontology annotation, molecular function: ubiquitin conjugating enzyme activity. The record is from RefSeq and is a predicted model, not a curated record. Bases 1 to 972 code for a protein of 323 amino acids. The transcript has a single exon. Lineage: Eukaryota; Viridiplantae; Streptophyta; Magnoliopsida; Rosales; Cannabaceae.